Fimicolochytrium jonesii is the source of this 1608-nucleotide messenger RNA. RefSeq lists its product as uncharacterized. Gene Ontology annotation, cellular component: cytoplasm. The record is from RefSeq and is a predicted model, not a curated record. The transcript has 2 exons. Gene Ontology annotation, molecular function: ubiquitin protein ligase activity; zinc ion binding. NCBI's taxonomy places the organism in Eukaryota, Fungi, Chytridiomycota, Chytridiomycetes, Spizellomycetales, Powellomycetaceae. Gene Ontology annotation, biological process: Ras protein signal transduction; protein ubiquitination. Bases 1 to 1608 code for a protein of 535 amino acids.
AUGAGCGCGCAGGACUUCCUCACCUUCAUCGGCUCCAUGCGCGACGAGAUGUCGCAUCUGCGGAUCGUGCGCGACUCGCUACCAAACCGAUACAUGGUUCUCAUCAAGUUCAGAUCCCGCGAAGCCGCCGACGUGUUUGUGCAGGAAUAUAACGGGAGGGAGUAUAGCUCGCUGGAACCGGAGACGUGUCAUGUCGUUUACAUCAAAUCGGUCGAGUUCAAGUCGCAUGCUAUUCCCCCGUACGCGUUUCCACCUAUGCCCAACGAUCCAAGUACUUUGUUCUUACCUAACCGGCUUACUAUCGGUUCAGACGCAUCAACGAAACAGGCUCCGGGCGGCAUGUCAAUGGCUCCAGAGGAAACGCCUGACGAGCACUCCCCACUCCGAUCAUCCAAAUCGCCUGUCGGACCCGGCCUCCUCGAACUCCCAACCUGCCCCGUCUGUCUGGACAGAAUGGACGCCUCAGUCAGCGGCCUGCUGACCAUCGUCUGCCACCACACCUUCCACUGCCACUGUCUCGCCAAAUGGGGCGACUCGUCCUGCCCCGUCUGUCGCUACUCCUCCCGCUUCUCGGCCGCGGGCCAGGAUCCCGAGGACGACAUGUCGAACGAGUGCAUGGACUGCGGGUCGACGGAUAACCUGUGGAUCUGCCUGAUUUGUGGGAAUAUUGGGUGUGGGAGGUAUCAGGAGGGCCAUGCGCAGGAGCAUUUCACGGAUACGCAGCACCUGUAUGCUUUGGAGUUGGAGACGCAGCGGGUGUGGGAUUAUGCGGGGGAUGGGUACGUCCAUCGAUUGAUUCAGAACCGCACGGAUGGCAAACUGGUCGAGUUGCCCGCACCGUCGCGCCCGGGCCGCAUUGACGGCACCGAUACCUCCGGCGGGUACGAGAUGAACUCCCUGUCCACCGACGGGAUGUCCUUCCGCAGCAACGGCGGCGGCGGCGGUUUCGGGGCAGGCGGCCCAGGCGAACCAGGCAACCGAAAAAAUGGACUCACCGCCGAAAAUGGAAUCACGGCCGAAAAAAUGGAAUCCAUCGGCCUCGAAUACACCUACCUCCUCACCUCCCAGCUCGAAUCCCAACGCACAUGGUACCAGCAACAGCUCACCAAACUCGAGUCCUCCCUCAUGGACCAGAUAGCCGCCGUCAUGGCUGCGCUCACACAGGCUCAAAAGGACCGCGACGUGGCCGUGACCACCGCGGAACAGAUCUCGGAACAACUAUCGCGCGUGGAGAAGGAUAACCGCGCGUUGCAAACCCGACUCGCCAAACUGCUCACCCGCGCACUCGCGUCCGAAAAAGAAGCCCGCGAAGAAAAAGCCGUCAGCGCGUCGCUGCUGGAGAACCAGGCCGCGUACCAGGCGAAGCUAGCCCUGCGGGAUCAAGCGUUGGAGGAGAAGGAAGGCGAGGCAGGGGAGUUGAGGGAGCAGGUGAGGGAUCUGAUGGCGUUUUUGGAUAUGAGGAGCCAGGUGGAAAACAGCGGCAUGGGGGAGGGGGGCAGCACAUCAUGCACGGGCGCGGGGACGGCGGCGGCGCCGGCGUCGUUGAUUUCAGGAUUUGCCGGUGGGAGCAGCUGCGACGAGCUGAAGGGCAGCGACGAGGGCAGUUAG